Messenger RNA from Nannochloropsis gaditana CCMP526, 474 nucleotides. Its product is annotated as dna binding protein. The coding region runs from base 1 to 474 and encodes 157 amino acids. The transcript has 2 exons. The record is from RefSeq and is a predicted model, not a curated record.
AUGGGACGGAAUACGCGAGCAGCCGCAGCGGCGAAGAUUGAAAUGGAAGAGGGAGAGGGAAAGGAGGGGGAGGAACUGAAAGAGGAAGAGGAACAUGAACAUGAUGAUGAAGAAGAGGAUUUGGACGAGGAGGAGGAGGAUGAGGAGGAUGAGGAGGACGAGGAGGACAAGGAGGAGGAAGAGGACGAGGAGGAGGACAAUGAGGUGCUUUUGCAGGACAGCCUGGCCUUUGGGCGUGAGAAACGCGUCACAAUGGGGAAGCGGAUGGGGAAUCUGGUUGGUGAGGAGCUGGACAAGGACGAGACCUUUUGGGAAGACAGCAAAUGGAAGGUUGACGACGCCGAGUCUGAGUACUCGAAUGCGUCGGAGUCGGGCGACGAGGUUGACUCGGACUUCUCUGGAGCAGGGGGAGGAGGCCGAGAGGGCCGUGGCGGCAAGGGAGAAACGCCAACAGCAGCAGGAGGCCAACGCUAG